UAGAGGAGGUUUCCGAUUAGGGUUUAAUUCUGAUGGGUAAAAUCCAGGAAAUGGAGGAUGAUGUUACAGGAGAGGAGGAGGAGGAGGAGUCAAUUAUGGAGUAUUUGAGGAAACAAGUUCCCGAUUGGGACGAUGAAGUGAAGUGUACUGCCAGGUUCAAGGCGUUUAGCGGUCAGAGAACUGAUUGGGAACCCCUUUAUGUUUUCUGGAGGGAUUUGAUUCUCAAUGUGGCUCGACACCUUCACAUCUUCAUUAUUCGUCCUUCUCAGGUGAACGUUUGGUUCGAUAGAGGAGGUCUCGUCCCUUUGUGCCUUGAUCAAGUACUGCUCGAAAUGUAUGCUGCUGGUGAACUAUUGUGGAAUGUGGAAGUUUCUGAUCCAGCUAGUGGUUGGGUUUCUCAAAUUUUUCGGAGAGUCGUAAAUUUGGGAGGUCUGCUGAGACCAUCUACUCAAGAAAAUCUUGCCGAAGACUAUUACAUAAUUCCUGUGUUACUGAAGGAAAAGGCUCUUCAAGUGGUCCAAGCGUUAUCUGGAAGCCACUGGACAGCUUCCUGUGUAAUUACAUGGAGUAAGUUCCAGGAAUUUUCUGGCGGAUUGAAGGAAGCUCAUGCAGUCUUGAAUCACUUGUGUGAACACGGGAAAGCAAAGUACCUUGUAAUAAACAAGAAGGGUCUAAUGGAGGGAGUGAAAGUCUCUCUUUCAGCAAGAGCACUUUCUGGCACAACAAGUCUAGAUCUUGAUGUGCUGCAUUUGAUUUGGACGGUAGAGAAACUUGAGCAUCAGCUUAAUGUGAUAGAUCAACGCUGGAAAAGGUCUAGAGCAUCUGCUUUAGCUUCUCUAAAACUUGGGAGCAAACAAGUGGCUCUAAAGUGUGCAAGGGAGAUGAAGCUAGCUUCUUUGAGUAGAGAAAAAUGUACAGCGCUACUAAACCGAGUGGAGGAAGUCCUUGCAGUUAUUGCUGAUGCAGAAGCCUCAAAGGAGGUUGCUGAAGCCAUUCGAAUUGGCACACAGGCUAUUAAGGAAAAUGGGAUCAAUUAUGAUGAAGUUGAGCUGUGUCUACAGGAGCUGAACGAGUGUAUUGAAUCGCAGAAGCAGAUUGAUGAAAUUCUAGGCUCAAAUGCAGCAGGUGCAGAAAUUGAGGAUGAAGAUAUUGAAGAGGAGCUGAAGGAGCUGGAGAUGAAUUUUGCUGAGGUACCGACUCAAACAUCCACUGGGGUAGAUGCUGUAGUAGCAGGAACACAGGAAACUGCCGAUGCACUGAGUGAAUCUCUUUCAAAGCUUCAUCUCGCACACCAUGCAAGGAAGGACCUGGAGGCAGAACAUGCUGUGGAAUCUAUGGGUGCCAUGUCAAAAGAUGGCAAUCGUGAAGCUGUUCUGCAUAGCCAAUUGCAGUUAUGAUCUUGUUUUGUCCAUGUUUUGUACUGUGAUGCCUGGUAGUCCAUGCCACAAUUGAUAAGUGCGCACCUUUGAUCUUCAUAGACAGGGCAUAGUUAAUGCGUGAAACUCUGUCGAUAAGACAUUGGUAGUUGACAUGUCAAUGAUGUUGUACAUUAUCAAAAAGUUCUACUCGAUAUAGUUUGUCUUAUUUCCUUCUUAAUCUAUAUCCAAAAGAAU
Messenger RNA from Solanum verrucosum, 1613 nucleotides. RefSeq lists its product as uncharacterized. The coding region runs from base 33 to 1397 and encodes 454 amino acids. Lineage: Eukaryota; Viridiplantae; Streptophyta; Magnoliopsida; Solanales; Solanaceae. The record is from RefSeq and is a predicted model, not a curated record. The transcript is spliced from 8 exons. Gene Ontology annotation, cellular component: multivesicular body; ESCRT III complex; cytoplasmic side of plasma membrane. Gene Ontology annotation, biological process: late endosome to vacuole transport via multivesicular body sorting pathway; vesicle budding from membrane.